This is a messenger RNA of Eurytemora carolleeae, 2207 nucleotides long. RefSeq lists its product as uncharacterized. Lineage: Eukaryota; Metazoa; Arthropoda; Copepoda; Calanoida; Temoridae. The transcript has 7 exons. The record is from RefSeq and is a predicted model, not a curated record. Bases 3 to 1532 code for a protein of 509 amino acids.
AAAUGUCAAAUGUACAAAGGGCGGAAAGAAUGUCACAUCAUUGUUAUCCUUUUGAUGAUCAUGUGACGUGUAUUUGUGAUCAAUUCUCUAGGAUCAUCAGAUGUUCUACAGAAAAUGGUGGCAAUGAAGCAGAUGUAACUGAAAUAGUCCUGGCAGCUACUUUACUCAUAGCGGUCAUUCUCUUCUUCUUUAGUUGCAUCAUUCACAGGAUAGAGAAAAUAUUUCUUGCGAAGGAUUUUCAGAUUCCGGUACUUGAAGAUUUUGAAACGGCUUGGAGAAAAUUCAAUAACAGACGAAAUAAUUCGACAGCGACACAGACUUCCCAGACAGAGGUGCUCCGCCUGACAAUAACCCAAAACCAGACUGUGGUUGGUAUAACCAACAUCAACCAGCAGUUUAAUCAUCAACCAGGCAACAGAACAACCCUAGGAUUCUCAAAUAUCAACCAUUUUCAUAUUCAGAAUAAAAACCUGUAUCCUAUCCUCUCAGUAGAACAAGAGGAACUGUAUCACACCAACCCUCGGAGAAAUAAACCACUCUAUCCAACCCUUCCCUCUAGAUCUCUAUAUCCAACUCUGCCCCUGGAGCUUGGAACCCGGAGAUCUCUGUAUCCCAACCUACCCUCCCUGAACAGGGACUGCAUGACUCUACCCCCCAGGAAAACGAAGAGAGAGUCCUUCUAUGUAAACAUUGAGCCAACUCAUCAUCAAACUGAAAAGCGUUAUGAGAAAAAAGAAGAGAUUCCAUUAAGAAGCAUUUUACAAGAGGAUCCCAGGAAGCAAGGAGAACAAGUAACAGAAGAAGAUGUUUACCACACAAUUGAUUUCUCCAGUGUAGAUGAUGAGGAGACAGUGACAGUUCCUAUUGAAGAUCCUGUCGUGGUUGAAAAUGAUCAAGCAGAAAUCACAAUUAAUAAUAUGUUUGCUACCAGUGAUGCCACUGCAAAUGAAUCAUUUAGAAACGUGUUCGUCAACUCUACAAUAGAGGAAAGUGUUACAAUAGAUGAAAGCAUUGAAGAAGAUAAUGAGAGCGGUGAUGAAUCUGAGGAAAGUGUGCCCAGGGAACCAUCAACUAGCUCCCCGGAUGAAUCUGAUGGUCAGGAGGAAACUCCUGGAUUAGCCAAGGAAGCUAUAAUUCAGAAAUAUUCUACCCUUCACAAAGAUACCAGUCCAGAUAAAUCAUUCGAACCAUCUAACAAUACAGACUUGUCUGGAAGAUCUGAAUCUGAACCUAAAACUCUCUGUACUUUCCAACCCUAUGAUCAGAACAAGGAGAUCUUAAAACCAACUGAACCAAGAAAAGAUCCUGAUACGUAUUACAGCCAAAUAUUAAAGUAUCCAAUACAAACUGAAGAUCAGCUUGAAAGACAAGAUUCUUGCACUGGAUUAGGUUCAAAACCCUUUGCUGAUCAAACAACAUCCAGAGCAGGGAGUUUACGAUUGAGAAAAGAAAAUUCUUCUGAGAAGGAUAAAAGUGAUUAUGUGGAAUAUUUCAUGAACAACUCUCUUCAUAAGUUUAAUCAAUGGGAAUAGAACAGAAACUUAACCACAGCUUCUGCUGAAGGAAUAAAGACGCGUAAAAAAUAUGAAGGGACUGUUAAUGGGAUUUUAUGGAAACCUCAAUUUAAAAUACCAGAUUCCCAACUGUACAUUUUAAACUUUUUUCUUGUGAAAAUACAUUGCCGUUUUUAGCUUAAAAAAAGAUACACAUGCUUUCCAUUCCCCUGCUGCAUAAAUCCUUUUGUGUAUCCCCAACCACCAUUGAUUUGUCAAUUUACAGAUGGGGAUCGAAAACAAGGAUAUAUCCAUCAUUUUUGUUCCGACAUAGGUUCUAUAAACCUAUGUUUAUAGAAUACCAAUGUGACUCACUAAAUUAAUAUUUCCCUUUAAAGUCAAAUCAUUUUAAUCAUUUUUUAAAAUUUGUAUUACGCUGCUACGUAUGCAGGGGACCUCAGCGUGACAAAUAUAUUUUGGUGGGAAACUGUUUGUUAAAGAGCACCACACUGAGCACCACACUUGAUUAUAUUGAAAUAUUAGAAUUUUGUAUUUUUUUUUAGAUAAAAUAUGUUCUGGGUUAAGCUGUACUUUCGCCAUCACAUCAUGUCUUUGUUUUCGCCGUUCAUUAUUGUGCUAAAAAAAAUGUGCAUCCACCCCUGGCGUCUUUUCUAUUUUCACUGUAUUCUUAUAUAAAUAAAUAUAAUAACUAUG